Helobdella robusta is the source of this 624-nucleotide messenger RNA. RefSeq lists its product as hypothetical. The record is from RefSeq and is a predicted model, not a curated record. The transcript is spliced from 4 exons. NCBI's taxonomy places the organism in Eukaryota, Metazoa, Annelida, Clitellata, Rhynchobdellida, Glossiphoniidae. The coding region runs from base 1 to 624 and encodes 207 amino acids.
AUGCCUCGAAAACUAUCAGCCGCAGCUUCAAUGUGCCUCUUCUGGGCGUUCAUCGCGUGUGGCAUCAGCUUCUUCGCGCCGUACUGGCUCCAAAACCAACUCGCCAUUUUGGACCCAGCGAGCAAGGGUGAAUACAGAUCCAAUGAUUUCAUAUUCCAAACCAAGUUGGAUCCCUCGAUACCUCUAUCUAGAGGACUGUGGGCCAUUUGUUACGAUGUUUGCCAGGGGUUCUGGGCCGACGGCUAUGUCUUGCAGAUUAAUCUGUUCACGAAUUCAAAAUGGCACAUAGCGACGCAGGUCCUAUAUUUCGUCGGCUGUGCCCUCCUCCUUAUGUGCGAGGUCUUCGGGAAAUUUCAGCUGGCGUGUAGAGAGAACAGGGCUUCCUAUCGAAUUCUUGGCUUCGGACUCAUGUUUUCAGUCAUGCUGCAGGUGGCCGCCAUAGCAGUUUUCGGUGGAGGAGCUUACAAUUCCUAUGCAGCAGCAUCUGUCACGAGGCCCAGAAAUGCUGGUGACUAUUAUUUUGGCUGGGCAUACUGGAUGGCCAUUCCAGGCGCCAUUAUGACUUUAUUUUCGUCCAUUCUUUACAUUAUUUGUGAUUUUUGGGGAUUUAGGGAUAAACUUUGA